Eublepharis macularius is the source of this 5448-nucleotide messenger RNA. RefSeq names its product synaptic Ras GTPase activating protein 1 (gene SYNGAP1). Gene Ontology annotation, biological process: regulation of GTPase activity; negative regulation of Ras protein signal transduction. NCBI's taxonomy places the organism in Eukaryota, Metazoa, Chordata, Lepidosauria, Squamata, Eublepharidae. The transcript has 19 exons. The record is from RefSeq and is a predicted model, not a curated record. The coding region runs from base 11 to 3760 and encodes 1249 amino acids.
UGAAGGCACCAUGUCCUAUGCCCCCUUCCGAGAUGUGCGAGGAGCCCCCCUGCACCGUGCCCAGUACAUGCACUCCCCUUACGAUCGCCCCUGGAACCCCCGGUUCUGCAUCAUCUCUGGGAACCAACUGCUGAUGCUUGAUGAGGACGAGAUCCAUCCCCUGCUUCUCCGAGAACGCCAGAGGGAUCCUGCUCGGACCAAGCUUUUACGUCGAACCGUCAGCGUCCCUGUGGAGGGGCGGCCCCACCCUGAACACGAUUAUCACGCAGGCCGUUCCCGGCGGAAGAGUGUUCCUGGAGGGAAACAGUACAGCAUCAACAUGGACGCCCCACCAGCACCUCCCUUCCGCCCCUCGCAGGGAUUUCUGAGUCGGCGUUUGAAAAGUUCUAUCAAGCGGACCAAGAGCCAGCCGAAACUGGACCGCACAAGCAGCUUCCGCCAGAUGUUGCCUCGGUUCCGGAGUGCUGACCAUGACAGGGCCCGCCUCAUGCAGAGCUUCAAGGAGUCCCAUUCCCACGAGUCCCUGCUCAGCCCCAGCAGCGCUGCCGAAGCCUUGGAGCUAAACCUAGACGAGGACUCCAUCAUCAAGCCCGUCCACAGCAGCAUCUUGGGCCAGGAGUUCUGCUUUGAGGUCACCACCUCUUCUGGCACCAAAUGCUUUGCCUGUCGAUCGGCCGCUGAACGGGACAAAUGGAUUGAGAAUUUGCAGAGAGCAGUGAAGCCUAACAAGGAUAACAGCCGGCGGGUGGACAACGUGCUGAAGCUGUGGAUCAUAGAGGCCCGAGACUUGCCCCCCAAAAAGCGCUACUACUGCGAGCUGUGCCUGGACGAUAUGCUGUACGCGCGCACCACCAGCAAGAUGCGCACAGACAAUGUUUUCUGGGGGGAGCACUUUGAGUUCAACAACCUGCCUGCCGUGCGCACUAUCCGGCUGCACCUCUACAAGGACACGGACAAGAAGCGCAAGAAGGACAAGAGCAACUACGUGGGCAUGGUGAGCAUCCCCAUUGCCAGCGUGACGGGGCGCCACUUUGCCGAGCAGUGGUACCCCCUCAGCCAGCCCAGCGCCAGCAAAAGCAAGUCCGGCUGCCCGGCCGUCCGUGUCAAGAGCCGCUUCCAGACCAUGAGCAUCCUCCCCAUGGAGCUCUACAAGGAGUUCGCCGAGUACAUCACCAACAACUACCGCAUGCUGUGCGCGGUGCUGGAGCCCGUCCUCAGCGUCAAGAGCAAGGAGGAGGUGGCCUGCGCACUGGUGCACAUCCUGCAGAGCACGGGGAAGGCGAAGGACUUCCUGUCUGACAUGGCCAUGACGGAGGUGGACCGCUUCAUGGACCGGGAGCACCUGAUUUUCCGGGAGAACACCCUGGCCACGAAAGCCAUAGAGGAGUAUCUCAAACUGAUUGGACAAAAAUACCUCAAGGAUGCCAUUGGUGAGUUCAUCCGGGCUUUGUACGAGUCAGAGGAGAACUGCGAGGUGGACCCCAUGAAGUGUUCGGCCUCCACCUUGGCGGACCACCAGGCCAACCUUCGCAUGUGCUGCGAACUGGCCCUCUGCAAAGUGGUCAACUCCCACUGCGUGUUCCCUCGCGAGCUGAAGGAGGUGUUUGCCUCCUGGCGUCUGCGCUGUGCAGAGCGGGGCCGGGAGGACAUCGCCGACCGCCUGAUCAGUGCCUCUCUCUUCCUGCGCUUUCUGUGCCCAGCCGUCAUGUCCCCCAGCCUCUUCGGGCUCAUGCAGGAGUACCCCGACGAGCAGACGUCUCGCACGCUCACCCUCAUUGCCAAGGUCAUCCAGAACCUAGCCAACUUCUCCAAGUUCGGCAGCAAGGAGGAGUACAUGGCCUUCAUGAACGAGUUCCUAGAACUGGAGUGGGCCAGCAUGCAGCAGUUUCUGUACGAGAUCUCCAACCUGGACACGCUCACCAACAGCACCAGCUUCGAGGGCUAUAUCGACCUGGGCCGUGAGCUCUCCGCGCUGCACGCCUUGCUAUGGGAGGUCAUGCCCCAGCUCAGCAAGGAAGCCCUAAUCAAGCUUGGUCCCCUGCCCCGCCUCCUCAAUGACAUCAGCCUCGCUCUCAGGAACCCCCACGUCCAGCGGCAGCCCAGCCACCAGGGCGAGCGGCUGCAACCAAAGCCAGUCAUCCUCCGCGGACCCUCUGCUGACAUGCAGUCCUCCUACAUGAUGCGUGACCUCAACAGCUCUGUUGACAUGCAGCCCUAUAUGAUGCGAGGCAUGAAUAGCUCCAUGGAUGUGACCCGCUUGCCGUCGCCCACCAAGGAGAAGGGCUCCAAGGACAUGUUCUUUGUGGCUCGGCCCCCACUGGCCCGCUCCUCCCCCGCCUACUGCACCAGCAGCUCGGACAUCACGGAGCCCGACCAGAAGGUGCUGAGCGUCAACAAGAGCGUCUCCAUGCUGGAUCUGCAGGACAGCCGCAUGAACAGCAUCUCCAACCUGCACAGCGUGGGCGACAUGCUCAACAGCAGCCAGGCCUCCAUCACGGCGGGCCUGGGGCUGCGGCCCAGUCGCCUCUCGCAAGGCAGCGGCUCCAGCAUAGCGGCCGGCCUGCGGCUUAGCCAGAUGGGCGUCACCACGGAUGGGGGCGGUGGAGGCGGGGGCACCUCCUCUGCCCAGCAGCUCAGGAUCCCCCUCUCCUUCCAGAACCCCCUCUUCCACAUGGCCUCCGACGGCCCGGCCGCCGGCCCCCUGCACUCCCACCCACACCGGCCCACCGAGGGCAACCCUGACACCUUUGCCCCCUUCCACGGCUACAGCAAGAGCGAGGACCUCUCCACCAGCAAGCACAUCAUCCACAGCCACAGCUACAGCGACGAGUUCACCCGCCAGGGCUCCGAGUUCACCAAGCGCCAGCUCUCGCUUCAGGAGAACCUGCAGAACAUGCUGUCCCCGCCCCAGAUCACCAUCGGGCCCCAGCCCCAGCGCCCCGCCCCGCAGCCGCCGCCGCCCGUCCAGCGAGGGAAGUCCCAGCAGCUCACGGUCUCCGCAGCCCAGAAGCCCCGGCCUUCCAGCGGCAAUCUGCUGCAGCCGGAGCCUGCCUAUGGCCCGCCUCGCACUCGCCAGCAGUCGGUCACCAAGGAGACCCCCUCUGCCCUCAAGCCAUCCAUUACCAAGCAGCCCUCACAUGCGCCUUCUACGCUGAACCCUGUCAUGCCAGCAUCAGAGCGGACGGUCGCCUGGGUCUCCAACAUGCCUCACCUCUCGGCCGACAUUGAGAGCUCCCACAUAGAGCGGGAAGAGUACAAGCUGAAGGAGUACUCCAAGUCUAUGGACGAGAGUCGGCUGGACCGGGUGAAGGAGUACGAGGAGGAAAUCCACUCCCUGAAAGAGCGCCUCCACAUGUCCAACCGGAAGCUGGAAGAGUACGAGCGCCGCCUGCUGACUCAAGAGGAGCAGACGAGCAAAAUCCUGCAGCAAUACCAGCAGCGGCUGGAGCAGAGUGAGAAACGGCUCCGGCAGCAGCAGGUGGAGAAGGACUCUCAGAUCAAGAGCAUCAUCGGCAGGUUGAUGCUGGUGGAGGAGGAGCUGCGCAGGGAUCACUCGGCCGCCCUCGACGCCUCCGAAACGCGGAAACGACUGCUCGACGCUCAGGAGAGGCAGCUUUCCGCCGUGGGUGCAGCAAACCCGCGUCUGAGCGUCGCUAUGGCCCAGCCCUGGAACGGGAUCCUACCCGCGCAACCGCCUCCGCCCCCGCGACUCCAGAUCACGGAAAAUGGAGAGUUUCGCAACACCGCGUCUGAGCACUAGCGACCGCCCCCCUGCCUCACCCCACUCCCCCCAGCAAGAGGGUGCCGUGGGGUGUGGUGGGGGGGGGGCUGGUCCAGAAGGAGCCACGCGCAGGGGCCGGGGAAGGGUCCGGAUGCAUUUUCAGGGUGUUUUUUAGCAGGACACAGAUGACAAUCUUAACCCGUUCAUUCCCACGCCUGACCCAGUGCUGGAGCACCUUCUUCCCCUCUCCGAAGCACACUCGGGGGCCUCCUUCCUUCCUCCCCAAAUAUUUCUCAGGAGUGGCAUCCCCUCCCCCCCCCACCAAGGCAGCCAUGACACUUUUUGAGGCAGCAGGAGGGGGCCCAGCCCUGCCUUCCCCCCCUUUUACCCCGCAACCCUCCUUGCGGCUGCUGCUGGGAAGAAAAGCUUUGCCUCCAGGGGCAGGCUGGUCCCCGUUCCCUUGGGAUGUGCUAGCUUCAGGCAGCUGCCAUGAAAGGUUAGGGGCUGGCCCUCCCCUCCAUCCCCACCCCAGGCCUGGCCUGCCCUUCCUUGCCCCCCGUUGCCCGUGGGGGGGGGUUGGAUCAGACGGGGGAGGCUUCUUGCAGCCCGGGCCUGAUGCAGCCCCGGCACGGCAAAGCUGUGUCCCCACCAUGCUCCUUCCCCUCAUUCUGCGCUCUCUACUAUCCUCUGACAAAGGGCUUUGCCUGCUGUGUACAGUGCCCCCCCUGCCCCCGCCGCCCAUUUCUUUCUGGAUAUGAUUCUGGAUUCUGAUUCUAUAUAGACAUAAUUCUGUUUCCCUCCGUGGGGGCGGGGCAGGGCAGGGCAGGGGGAUCCACACUUUUGCUCUUUCGUUUUCCUUCCUGUUCUCAAGCUGCCCCCAGCCUCAGCCUCGGUUUCUGGGGAGGGGCUGUCAAACUAUCUCAAAGAAGCCAUUUUAGAACUGCCCGGCCGCAGGGCGCUCAGGGCAGGGUGGGGUGUGGGGGGGGGGCCUGCCCCACGCCUGCCAGAGAGAAGCAAAGGGAAAGGGGACUGACCCCCCCCCACUCGUGUGGUGCUCGCUCGCCGUCCGUCCGUCCGUCCGUCGUGCUUUGGUUCCUGAGCUCCAGCUGGGUGAAAGUGUUGGGCGCUGUGGUGAUCUCUUGUGGCUGUUCUUUCUUGCUAUUUCUGGUGCAUCUUCUCCCCCACCCCCCUUCUCUCUGUCUGCUUCCCACUGGCCAUUUUUGCCCUCUCUGACCCAGAUUACUUUAGUAAGGUCUCUUCUGCUCUCGCUCCCCCCUUUCUUCCCCCCCCUUCCCUUUCACUCCCCCACCCUGGACAGUGACGGUGGCUCAGGCGGGCACCGUAGAUAUUUAUACGUAUUAUUAUGAUGCUGAAUUAUUAUUAUUACUAUUAUUAUUACUAUUAUAUAAAAGUUUGUACAUAUGUGAAAUCCCUUGACCACCGGCUCUCCCCCCCCCCCGAGUCUUGCCCCCUCCCCGCUGCCUGCUCCCGUGGACCACCCCAGGUGUAAGUACCGCGGGAUUUGUACUGUACAUAAGAAAAACUGUCUGGACCUCAAUCUGCUGUACAUAUUUCCUACCUUCUAAAGGGAGUUCAGGUUGUGAGCGUCCUGGGCCACAACACCACUUUGGGCCCCCCUCACAAACGUGCUCUCGCUCUCGCUCUCAAGCUCUCGAGUUUAUUUUAUGUCAAAUUUAUUUUUUCUCAUUUUUUCUGGAGUGUGUGGU